This is a messenger RNA of Lodderomyces theae, 1950 nucleotides long. RefSeq names its product Bmt7p (gene BMT7). The transcript has a single exon. The coding region runs from base 1 to 1950 and encodes 649 amino acids. The record is from RefSeq and is a predicted model, not a curated record. Gene Ontology annotation, molecular function: mannosyltransferase activity. NCBI's taxonomy places the organism in Eukaryota, Fungi, Ascomycota, Pichiomycetes, Serinales, Debaryomycetaceae.
AUGUUGUCAACAGGAAGACUACUGAACAGGCUACAACUACUUGUCAUACGCGUUGUCUCCUUCAUCAAAAAGUUGUACCAUAGUAGUAUAGUCAGAAGACUAGCGACAUUACUUGCAUUUAUUGGUUUUAUUGCAUUGAUAAUCUACACGAUUAACGACUUUUAUUUCAAUCCAUUUAAAACUUUUCGCAUACAUCCCCAAGCAACGUACACUGUCGUGCACUCACAUCAGAAUUCCCUUGAUCCCUCGUCAAAUGCGGAUCAAGGCCCCUCUUUUCCUUUAUCUAAACAGUUCCUAGGAGACAAUGAGUUUAAACCUAUUCCACUCAAAACAUUCACCGAUCCGCAUCCUUUAAUCAAUGGAAAGCCAAAGGAUCACGUAUUUAGAGAGAGUGAUAUGUGUUCUGAGUUGGAAUUUGAAGAUACAUUUGAUGUGACGAAACAAUCGUAUCUCGAUUCAGAUUUUGAAUACUUUAUGUUCAAGUUCAAUCAGGUCAAAGCAUACACGGGGUUGUUGCAGAAGGUAAAAGCCAGGUUUAAGUCUGUGGUACCAGAACAUAAGCAAUGGUUCAGGUUUGCCGGUUCCAGUGUUUGGUUAUCGCAGUUCAAUGUUCACUAUAUGGUCAGCCGAGUAUUGUAUUCCCCGCUGGGUAUAGCCAAUAAAGCAUAUGUUUCGUUUUUGUAUGUGCAAUUAUUUGAUCAGGAUUGGAAGGAACUACCAAAAGGAUCCAAGUUGACAAUCCCAUUUGAAGACCCAGUGAGUUGCAACUGGAUGAAUUUGGAUGGGUCUGUGACUCCCGUUCAAGGUGGUAGCCAGCUACGCUACAAGGAGGUAGAAUAUCCACAGAUUUUGCCCAUUCCCAUCGAUUAUGCAAUCAAGACUGAAAAUGAGAAAUACUAUUACGGUCCAGAGGAUCCGCGGAUCAUUUUAAGAAAGAACCCAUUGGGGUUUGAAGAGCCAUUGAUUGUGUUUAAUUUGAAAGAUUUGCAAAUAGCCAAGCGUGUCAUGUUUAUGUAUCUCCCCUUUUCAGACAAGUUGAAUCGAUUGAAAAAGAGAACUGACAAGUAUGCAAAAAUUGAAAAGAAUUGGACUCCAUUCAUCAGUCCCAAUGAGGAAUCACACAAUAAGCUCAAGUUUAUUUACUCCCUUGUUCCUUUGGAAGUAUUGGUGUGCGACAUUGACACGGCGGUUUGUGAUUUUCUUCAAAACCCACAAAAAAAGAAGAAAGAUUAUGUGGGGGCUUUACGUGGAGGCACACAGUUGGUUCCCUUGCCACUACACAAGUUCUCACCAAAGGUGCGCGAUCUGCUCCGUAUCCCUGCCAAUAGAAAUGUGUUUCUAGGAUGGGCCCGGGCGCAUUUAAACAAAUGCGGGUGCGGUGAGUCAAUGUACAGACCAAACAUGAUGAUAUUGAUUGAAGAUCACAAUGAAGAAACAAACGAGUAUUUUUACAAACUAGGUGAUGUUUCUGGAUACUUGGAUUUUGGAGCUUAUGUACCACCGUGGGUGAAUCCUAAAAUUGAUUCCAAGCUGGGCCAGUUGAUGGAAAGCAACCCAGAGCCAUGCGAGGGAAGAAAUGUUCUCAUCCCCAAUUCAAUUGCAUACUGGGAUAUUGAAAGUGUGACACGACAGGGAAAGACUUUUGCAAAUGUUGACCAAUUGACGUCGCUAGAUUCAGUCGCAAUAAAUGAUUAUAUGGGAGUUACAUUAUCUGCAGCAGACCAAGAUGUGUCUAUUGUCCAUUUACGCGGGUUAUUGAACUACGUCAUCAAGUUGCCCAGCUUGUUUGAUGAAACUACGGUGAUGCACAAUCGUGACGACGCCAACAUCCGUGGAUCCGAUUGGAAUUAUAAAUGUGCAAUGAAAGCAAGUAAGGAUUAUUGCAAAAAAGCUGCACUAAAGAAUAACAUUCUAGAAGAUGAGGAAGAAGAUACGUACUCUGGUGGAUAG